GGUUAUUAGUGUAUAAUAAUUGUAUAACUUCUAUCAUAGACUUAGAUAUCCUCAUAUAUUAAGAUGUUACUCAGGUAAAAUCUAUCAAACUUACAUUUUUUUCUCUUUCCAGAUCAACAGCAAUACUCAUGGUCACCCACCCAGCACUUCAAUGAAGAAAAUUUCUCUCCUACCCUUAGGAAUAUGAAAGGAUUAUCUGGUAGUCGGAAUCAGUCACAGCUAUGCGCUGGUCAUACUUGUGGCCUAGCGUCCCCUGAUGAUUGUGAACAUAUACAUGACCAUGGGCACCAUGGACAAGAACCUAGGCAAUCAUAUUUACUUAGCCCAACGGAGAGCUGUCCGAUGGACCACCACCGAUGUUCUCCGCGGAGUUCGAUCCACUCAGAAUGCAUGAUGAUGCCUGUAAUGAUGAGUGAUCAUAUGUCAAGUAGCACUUUUCCAAGAAUGCACUAUAGUUCCCAUUUAGAAACCCGAGACGACUGUGCUGUCUCACAUACUAGUAGUAAUAAAAUAAACCGAAUCCCAGCAAACUUACUGGAUCAAUUUGAAAAACAGCUUCCUUUACACAGAGAUGGAUUUCAUACUUUACAAUACCAGAAGACAUCCACUGCUACAGAACAGCGAACGGAAAGUCCAGGGAGAAUACGUCAUCUUGUUCAUUCUGUGCAAAAGCUUUUCACUAAGUCUCACUCUUUGGAAGGGUCAUCAAAAGGUAAUGUUAAUGGGACAAAAGGAGAGAGUCGCAGUGAUGAUCACCAUCAUGGCCAUUACUCAAAACAUAGCAAAAGGAGUAAAAGUAAGGAUCGGAAACCUGACAACAAGCAUAAAUCUGGGAUGACAGGAUGGUGGAGUUCAGAUGAUAAUCUGGAUAGCGAUAGCACUUAUAGAACACCUAGUGUAAUGAAUAGGCAUCAUGUAGAUCACAUAUCUCACUGCUAUCCCGAAUCUCUUCAGGGACAUUUUGGAGAUCUUUCCCUUAAGACUUCUAAGAGUAGCAAUGACAUGAAAUGCUCAGCUUGUGAAGGACUUGCAAUGACACCUGAAGGUAAAUAUAUGAAGAGAAGUUCUUGGUCGACACUUACUGUUAGUCAAGCAAAAGAAGCCUAUCGGAAAUCAUCACUUAAUUUGGAUAAACCUCUUGUCCAUCAGGAAAUCAAAUCCUCCCUUAGACCAUGCCAUUACCUUCAGGUGCCUCAAGAUGAGUGGGGAGGGUAUCCCUCUGGUAGUAAAGAUGAGGAGAUCCCCUGUCGAAGGAUGCGAAGUGGGAGUUAUAUAAAAGCCAUGGAGGAGGACAGUGGAGAUUCUGAUACAAGUCCUAAAACAUCCCCUAAAAUGUCAGCAAGGCCUGAACCACUACUGAAAUCUAUUGUGCAAAGAUCUCACGGAGAAGUGCAAAACCAGAGUUACCUACAAGCAGCAAGUGAAAUGCCUGCGGGACAUGUCCUGGUCCUGGACCCAUCAGGAAACUACAACUCUCCAAAAUUUCGUUCAAGGAACCAGAGCUACAUGAGAGCUGUCAGUACGCUUAGCCAGGCCAGCUGUGUCAGUCAGGAUUUCCUCAUUGAAAGUCUUCAAGAAUGCUUUACCUCAAAGGAUUAUCCUGAGCUCAAGAUGAGUGAAACAGAAAUUAAUGGGCAAUAUGAGUCGGUGUGUGAGUCAGUGUUCAGUGAAAUUGAUUCUCAUGCAAUGGAAGCUUUAGACCUCCCAGGAUGUUUUCGAACAAGAAGCCACAGUUACUUGAGGGCGAUACAGGCUGGCUAUUCCCAGGAUGAUGACUGUGUUCCUGCUAUGAUAUCUUCCAAUGCCACCCCAACUACCAGGUCAACAACAGCGGUAUCAUACCCAAAUUACAAGAAAACACCUCCUCCUGUACCCCCGCGCACAACCUCCAAACCGCUCAUCUCAGUGACAGCACAAAGCAGCACAGAAUCUACCCAGGAUGCCUAUCAUGAACGGACUCAAAGGAUGUCCCCAUGGCCUCUAGAUGGGCGGGGUCUUUAUAAUUCCACAGACAGCCUGGAUAGUAAUAAGGCCAUGAACCUUGCCUUGGAGUCAGCUGCAGCACAGCGUCAUGCCUCUGAAAGUAAAAGCAGUUCUGUUCGGACCACCAGUGACAAAGCUGUUCUAGUGGGCAAAUCAGAUGACUUCCUUAAAAAGCGGCGUGCCUCAAUUGGAAUACAGGUGGAAGCAGCUGAUUCGGAUACAGAAAGCAAAGGAAGAGAAUAUCAUUCUGUUGGGAUACAAGUGGAAGACGAAAAAAGGCAAGGACGUUUUAAAAGGUCGAAUAGUGUGACUGCAGCUGUACAAGCUGACCUUGAAUUAGAGGGCUUCCCGGGUCACAUCACAAUGGAGGAUAAAGGUCUACAGUUUGGAUCUUCAUUUCAAAGACAUUCUGAACCUAGCACCCCAACUCAGUAUGGUGCAGUAAGAACGGUACGGACUCAGGGAUUGUUUAGUUACAGAGAGGAUUAUAGGACCCCAGUGGAUACAUCAAAUUUGCCACCACCAGACCCUUGGCUAGAGCCUGCUCAUGAACCAGUGGACUCAGGGCGAAUAUCUCCUAGUCGACAAGAUGGCACAUGGUUUAUGAAGUUGCUCCAUGCAGAAACUAAAAGAAUGGAAGACUGGUGUAAGGACAUGGAGAGGGAAGCAGAGGAGAAUGACCUUUCUGAAGAAAAUCUAGGUAAAAUCCGGAGUGCAGUGGGAAGCGCACAGCUGCUUAUGUCACAGAAGUUUCAGCAAUUUUAUUGGCUUUGUCAGCAAAAUCUGGAUCCAAGUGCUAUGCCCAGGCCAACAUCACAAGACUUAGCAGGAUUUUGGGACUUGUUGCAGUUAUCCAUUGAAGAUGUAAGCAUGAAGUUUGACAAGUUGCACCAGCUAAAAGCCAAUGAUUGGAAGACAAUUGAUUCUCCCGAGAAAAAGGAUGACAAGAAACCCCCACCUCCAAUACCAAAGAAACCUUCCAGGGGAAAAUUCCCUAUCACUCGAGAAAAGUCUCUGGACCUACCUGACAGACAAAGGCAAGAAGCCAGAAGGCGGCUAAUGGCUGCAAAAAGAGCGGCCUCAUUUCGGCAAAAUUCAGCCAGUGAGCGGGCAGACAGCAUUGAAAUAUAUAUACCUGAAGCCCAAACUAGGCUUUAAGAACAAAGAACCACUUAGAUCUUUUUUAAAACAACAUGCUUGUACAGUUUGUAGCACACAUUACCAACCAUUUGAAUCAAUUGCUACUGAAUAUGCCCUUGUCAUUGUGCUCGUUGUGCCAUACACACAGUGGAUUUUUAUUUUAUUUUAUUUUUUUCCUUAGAGUUUGCUAAACUCAUUGCAAAAAAUGUGUUGUUUUGCAAAUCAUGUCUGACUUCAAAUCAGCUACAUGCAUAGGGCUUGUUGAGACCUGAUUCUCCAACAUGUUCUCAGAGGACAACGAGAAAAACCUCUCAAGAUGGAACCCAGCGUCAAUUCUUGUAUAUUUCUAUUUUUAUAAAUGAUGUGAUAAUUAGGAACAAGAAUAACUAAAUGGGUACAUCUCACCACUCCCUAGAGGCAUUAGCUAUUACAAGUAGAAGGUGCUACACAUUAGACAUGCAGGGGGUAAGGAUGCAUUGUUUUAUGAUAUUUCAGUUUAUUUUAAAUAGGUACUGAUGCUGCUUCAGUAAGCACUGCUGCGUUGCAUUAUGCAACCACAUGUGUUCUUGUAUAGAUUACCAACCAGUAUCAUUUCAAAUCGUUUGGAUCUUAAAAAAUAAAGCUGAAGACCCAACAUCCAGUCAAGCUCCCAAGAUCUGGUAUGGAACCGUCUACUGGGUGGACAGUCUCCUCUCUCCAUCCAGCUUUGUAUUCUCAAUGCAGAAAGACUCAAGGGGGAUACAGGUGGAAAGAAAGUGAAUGCCUUAAAAAAAUUACAGAAAAAAAAGAAUGAUCUUUAUUACCCAGUAUAUGAAAAGGAUACUAGAACAUCCUUCCACGGACCCUAUAUUUAUGUUUACAUUUUUUUGUCUUUUUUUUUUGAGUAAAUAAUUUUAUCAUU
Molecule: messenger RNA, 4024 nt
Organism: Rana temporaria (common frog)
Lineage: Eukaryota; Metazoa; Chordata; Amphibia; Anura; Ranidae
Gene: DLGAP2
Product: DLG associated protein 2
Exons: 11
Coding region: 184-3141 (985 amino acids)
Biological process (GO): signaling
Cellular component (GO): postsynaptic specialization; glutamatergic synapse
Molecular function (GO): molecular adaptor activity
Source: RefSeq, a predicted model, not a curated record